This is a messenger RNA of Neofelis nebulosa (Clouded leopard), 1427 nucleotides long. RefSeq names its product cytohesin 4 (gene CYTH4). The coding region runs from base 142 to 1326 and encodes 394 amino acids. Gene Ontology annotation, biological process: regulation of ARF protein signal transduction. NCBI's taxonomy places the organism in Eukaryota, Metazoa, Chordata, Mammalia, Carnivora, Felidae. Gene Ontology annotation, molecular function: guanyl-nucleotide exchange factor activity. The transcript has 14 exons. The record is from RefSeq and is a predicted model, not a curated record.
UCCUCCCCACGCGGGGCUGGGCGGGGCCACCCGGAAGGGGCCUGGUGUAGCCUCAGUGACACAUCUCUGCCUGGUCAGCUUGAGCAGCAGUUGGGUCAGCAGGCGACGGGAUCGGAGGCCACCCUUCCCCGGGGCUUCAGGAUGGACUUGUGCCACCCAGACCCAGCGGAGCUGAGCAGUGGGGAGACAGAGGAACUACAGCAGAUCAAAUGGCACCGGAGGCAGCUUCUGGAAGACAUCCAGAAGCUGAAGGAUGAGAUCGCAGAUGUGUUUGCCCAGAUUGAUUGCUUCGAGAUCGCAGAGGAGAGCCGGAUGGCCCAGAAAGAGAAGGAGCUAUGCAUUGGGCGUAAGAAGUUCAACAUGGACCCCAUGAAGGGCGUCCAGUAUCUCAUUGAGCACAAACUGCUGACACCCGACGUCCAGGACAUCGCGCAGUUCCUGUACAAGGGCGAGGGCCUCAACAAGACGGCCAUCGGCACGUACUUGGGGGAGAGGGAUUCCUUCAACCUGCAGGUCCUCCAGGCCUUCGUGGACUGCCAUGAGUUUGCCAACCUCAACCUCGUGCAGGCCCUCAGACAGUUCCUGUGGAGCUUCCGGCUGCCGGGCGAGGCCCAGAAGAUCGACCGGAUGAUGGAGACUUUUGCCACCCGCUACUGCCUCUGCAACCCAGGCGUCUUCCAGUCCACAGAUACCUGCUACGUCCUGUCCUUCUCCAUCAUCAUGCUCAACACCAGCCUCCACAACCCCAAUGUCCGGGACAGGCCACCCUUCGAGCGCUUUGUGUCCAUGAACCGUGGCAUCAAUGGUGGCGGUGACCUGCCUGAGGAGCAGCUGCGGAACCUCUUCGACAGCAUCAAGAGCGAGCCUUUCUCCAUCCCCGAGGAUGAUGGCAAUGACCUCACUCAUACCUUCUUCAACCCCGACCGCGAGGGCUGGCUGCUCAAACUGGGGGGCCGCGUGAAGACGUGGAAACGGCGCUGGUUCAUCCUGACGGACAACUGUCUCUACUAUUUCGAGUUCACCACUGACAAGGAGCCACGGGGAAUCAUCCCCCUUGAGAACCUCUCGGUGCAGGAGGUGGACGAUCCCAAGAAGCCAUUCUGCCUGGAGCUUUACAACCCCAGCUGCCGCGGCCAGAAGAUCAAGGCCUGCAAGACCGAUGGCGAGGGCAAGGUGGUGGAGGGCAAGCACGAGUCUUAUCGAAUCUCCGCCUCCAGCGCCGAGGAGCGCGACCAAUGGAUCAAGGCCAUACGAGCCAGCAUCACCCGCGUCCCCUUCUACGACCUGGUGUCUGCUCGGAAGAAGAAGAUUGCCAACAGGCACUGAGCUUCCUGGGAGGUGGUGCCGGGGGACCCCACGACCUGUGGUACCUAGAGACGUACCUCCCCCCCCAGGACACGCUUUCCUGGCCCACGGACAUCCCCCCC